CUCUCCGGUCGAGUCGGUCUUGUUCUACGCAAUCACCACCCUGCACAACCUACUGCUGUACCAGGAAGGCGCCAAAAUGGCCGUGCGCCUGGCUGACGGCCUCCAGAAGAUGGUUCCCCUGCUGAACAAGAACAACCCGAAAUUCCUCGCCAUCACCACUGACUGCCUUCAGCUCCUAGCCUACGGGAACCAGGAGAGCAAGCUGAUCAUUUUGGCCAACGGGGGACCCCAAGCCCUGGUGCAGAUCAUGCGCAGCUACACCUACGAGAAGCUGCUCUGGACCACCAGCCGGGUGCUCAAGGUCCUGUCUGUGUGUCCCAGCAACAAGCCUGCCAUUGUGGAGGCCGGUGGCAUGCAGGCUCUGGGGAAACAUCUGACCAGCUCUAGCCCACGUCUCGUACAGAACUGCCUGUGGACCUUGAGGAACCUCUCUGAUGUGGCCACCAAGCAGGAGGGUCUAGAUGGUGUCCUCAAGAUCUUGGUCAACCAGCUGAGCUCGGACGACGUGAACGUGCUGACUUGCGCCACCGGCACCCUCUCCAACCUGACCUGCAACAACAGCAAAAACAAGACCCUGGUCACGCAGUCCAACGGGGUGGAAGCCCUGAUCCACACCAUCCUGAGGGCGGGCGACAAGGAGGACAUCACCGAGCCGGCUGUCUGCGCCCUGCGGCACCUCACCAGCCGGCACCCGGAGGCAGAGAUGGCCCAGAACUCGGUGCGGCUCAACUACGGCAUCCCGGCGAUCGUCAAGCUCCUCAACCAGCCCAAUCAGUGGCCGCUGGUCAAGGCCACUAUCGGUCUGAUCCGCAACCUGGCCCUGUGCCCGGCUAACCAUGCCCCACUGCAGGAGGCUGCCGUGAUCCCUCGCCUGGUCCAGCUGCUGGUGAAGGCUCACCAAGACGCCCAGCGCCAUGUGGCAGCUGGCACACAGCAGCCGUACACAGAUGGAGUGAAGAUGGAGGAGAUAGUGGAGGGGUGCACAGGAGCCCUGCAUAUCCUGGCCCGGGACCCAAUGAACCGCAUGGAGAUCUUCCGACUCAACACGAUUCCUCUCUUUGUGCAGCUGCUCUACUCCCCGGUGGAGAACAUCCAGCGGGUGGCAGCCGGAGUGCUGUGCGAGCUGGCCCAGGACAAGGAAGCUGCUGACACGAUUGAUGCCGAGGGGGCCUCUGCUCCGCUGAUGGAGCUGCUGCAUUCCAGGAACGAAGGCACAGCCACCUAUGCUGCAGCCGUGCUGUUCCGCAUCUCCGAGGACAAAAACCCCGACUACAGGAAACGCGUCUCCGUCGAGCUCACCAACUCCCUCUUCAAACACGACCCUGCCGCCUGGGAAGCAGCGCAGAGCAUGAUUCCAAUCAACGAGCCAUACCCAGAGGAUAUGGAUGCUGGUUAUCGUAUGUAUUCGGGUGACGACCCCUUGGACAUGAACAUGGAUAUGGACGGAGACUAUCCCAUGGACACCUACAGCGAUGGCGUCCGAGGACACUACCCCGAACACAUGCUCGCCUAACCCGCUCCUCAGGCACUGCACAAGGGUGUAUUCUCCGGCCAGAAGAGGGUGGCUCCAGAGCUGAGCGCUUGCAAGAGGGACUUGGGAGACAGAAGUGCCUGAGACAAACUUUUCCAUUCCCACCAGAGGCUUUAUUUUUAGAUUUGUUUUAUUAUUUCUUUUUUGCUGUGGGUCUGUGAAAAAGGCCCUUUCCUCCUGAGAUUGCUUCAAACUCCCUCCAGCCAAGCCAGGAUACUGUUUCUGAAGCUUUAAAACACGCGACUCCCGCGUCAUUAUCAAACUCCAUUGGCAUAACAGUAAUAGUCUUUUCUAUAAAUAUAUAUUUCUUUUAUUUUUUAAUAUGGUGCAAAUGGCUUUUGCCGUCUGAUUUUAAGUUCGUGCUUUUUAACUUUCCACUUCCUGUUCUGUGUUUAGCGUUUAACAAAAAUAAUCUAACAUUUUAAAAUGAGCCUUUUGCUUUCUACAAACUUUAAAUUAAAAAUAGCAAAUCCAGUGAGUUUGCAGAAAACAAGGGGUGCUGUGUUUUCCCGGGAUCUUUGUUCUACCCAAGGGAUGUGUCGACGGCUUUAUUCCUUCCGAUCAGACGUGGGUGAGCAGAAUUUCAGUGUAACUGUCCUUACGAUAGAGGAGUGACUCUAACCACUAGGAACUGUGUCCUUGUAUCGGUCUACUAUUGCACAAUUUAACCUGUCUCCUUUCUGGUGAGUGGUGUUUCCUUCCCCUCUUCCCUUCUCUUCAUGCAUUUUUAAAGCGACUCUAGAGCUGAUGGCUUCCUGCUUCCGUUGGACAGGGAUGGAUGUUCUUGGAACGUGGUUCAGGAGCAGGAUUUUAUUAUUUCUGUAAGUUUUUUUUGUAUAGACCAAAGCAAAGAAUAAAACUCCGUAACCCCA
Molecule: messenger RNA, 2403 nt
Organism: Trachemys scripta elegans
Lineage: Eukaryota; Metazoa; Chordata; Testudines; Emydidae
Product: junction plakoglobin-like
Biological process (GO): cell adhesion; positive regulation of transcription by RNA polymerase II
Cellular component (GO): catenin complex; adherens junction
Molecular function (GO): alpha-catenin binding; transcription coactivator activity; protein phosphatase binding
Source: RefSeq, a predicted model, not a curated record